Molecule: messenger RNA, 315 nt
Organism: Didymodactylos carnosus
Lineage: Eukaryota; Metazoa; Rotifera; Eurotatoria; Philodinida; Philodinidae
Source: the annotation of a GenBank genome assembly
AUGUUAAUAUUAAAAAUUUAUUAUGAUUAUUAUUGUCAAGGAGCAAAUAGUUUAUUAUUAUUAAAUGAAUUAUUAGAAAUAUUACAAGUUAAUAUAGAAUUUAGUGCUGAAGAAUCACAAGUAUUUCGUAUUUUAUUAAAACCAGUUGAACAUAUGAUUGGAUACAAUGAUGAAGAACAAAAUUAUUUAAAUGAAUUAUUUAAAAUAGAUUGUACGGCCGAAGAUGAAUUAUCUAUUCGACAUUCAUUAGUUAAUUUAAUCAGUAUGAUUAUAUUAGGAGACCCGGGGUCUUCUAAUGUGUCCAACUCUUUAUAA